This is a messenger RNA of Aspergillus sclerotioniger CBS 115572, 378 nucleotides long. RefSeq lists its product as uncharacterized. NCBI's taxonomy places the organism in Eukaryota, Fungi, Ascomycota, Eurotiomycetes, Eurotiales, Aspergillaceae. The transcript is spliced from 5 exons. The coding region runs from base 1 to 378 and encodes 125 amino acids. The record is from RefSeq and is a predicted model, not a curated record.
AUGAGCACCGCUACGCGUAGCGCCAACGCCGGGACCACCACCUCCUCCGGCGGGGGAGGCAAGCGGGGAAAGAAGCGAGGAAAGAGAGGAGGUGACAAGGGCGGUGGUCGUCGGGGCCGCGGAGUAAACAAGAAGCUGUUCAAGAAAUGGUGCGGCUACUGUCACGAAUUUGGCCAUGUUAUGGCUAAUUGCUACUUUUACCAUUUUCACCUGAGCGUCUACAAUUUUCAACGGAAUAUAGAGCUUGUGGGAUGGAUGUUUGCUGAUUUGACGUAUACUCGAGGCCUGGUUGGCGUGCAGCCUGGUUAUCAGAUUCCUGAGCAGCAGUACCAGCAGGGACAGCACCAGAAAGGCCAGCAGAACCAGCAGCAGAGGUAG